AUUUGUGUUACCAUGUACAGAUGAAAAGUAACUAUUUUUGAAAGGUUCUUGGCACUGUACAGACUACAGAUUUCUUAAUCUAAAUACAUAGUCAGUCACAUACAUACAUACACCCAUUAUAUCAUAUUUUUCUGACAGCUACAGCUAUGAUCUCAAGAGUACUUCAGAGAUGGCUUGCCAGUAAGGCCCACCUUCAGACUAAGAAGUAUUUGCAGGCAAGUGGCUUGUGGCCAAACAAAAUCCAAGGAUUUCAGAUAUCCAGUGCACACUAUGAUGAAAGUCCACCCAUGAGACCCACUCUAACUACCAGUUAUGUUCAUGGAGCAUCCCACAUUCCACUCAUAUCCAAAACUACAGGACAAUGUCUGGAAGAGACAACAAACAAGUUUCCAGAUCGAGAGGCUGUGGUUUUUGUAAGGGAAGGAAUCAGAAAAACAUUUGAGCAGUUUAACAAGGAUGUAAACCAGCUGGCAGCUGGACUGUUAGCCAUUGGUCUGAACAAGGGGGACUGUCUAGGAAUGUGGGGUCCAAACUCCUAUGAGUGGAUAUUGCUUCAGUUUGCAACAGCCAAAGCUGGAAUAAUAUUGGUCACAGUAAACCCAGCAUAUCAAUCCCAAGAACUUGAAUACAUUCUGAAAAAGGUUGGUUGCAAAGCCCUAGUAUUUCCUACACAGUUUAAAACCCAGAAUUAUUAUCAACUACUACUAAAGGCCUGCCCAGAGCUUGAGAGAUCCAUUCCUGGAGAUAUUCAGAGUGUAAGGCUGCCAGGACUGAAGGCAGUAAUUGUGCUGGACAGUAAACCACCAGGUGCAUUUCAUUUGGAUGAGGUGAUGCAGGCUGGAAGCACGAGUUUUGUGCAGCAGCUUCAGGAGCUACAGAAAGCACUGUCCUUUGAUGACCCAAUCUGUGUUCAGUUCACCUCUGGAACUACUGGAAACCCAAAGGGUGCAACCCUAACACAUCACAGCACUAUAAACAAUGCAAGAUUCAUGGGCCUCAGACUUGGGUAUCAUUGGCGGGUUAUGCGGAUCUGUGUUCCAGUUCCCCUGUGCCACUGCUUUGGGACAGUAAUUGGAGGAUUGAUGAUGGCUGUCUAUGGAGCUACUCUGAUCUUCCCAUCUCCAUCGUUUGAGGGAAAAGCUGCACUGGAGGCCAUCCAUAAAGAAAAGUGUACAAUCAUAUAUGGGACUCCAACAAUGUAUAUUGAUAUGUUAUCACAGCCGGACUUCUCAAAGUAUGACCUGUCAAGUUUGGAAGCAGGCUUUAUUGGAGCAUCACUAGUACCAAAAGAAAUAUUUAAGAGGAUUAUGACUGAAAUGCAUUGUAAAGAACUUGCAACUGUUUAUGGAACAACUGAGAACAGCCCCUCUACAUUCUUUAGCUUUGCAAAGGAUGAGCUUAGAAGGAAGACUGAAACAGUUGGGUACAUUGCACCUCACACAGAGGCUAAAAUUGUGGACCCCAUUACAGGGCUUAUAGUACCUCUAAACACACCUGGAGAGAUCUUCAUCCGUGGUUACUGCAACAUGUUAGGCUACUGGGCUGAUCCAGAGAAAACCGAAGAAGCUAUAACUGCUGACCGAUGGUAUAAAACAGGAGAUCUGGGUAUCUUAGAUGAAUUUGGGUACCUUAAAAUUGUGGGCCGCUGUCGUGACAUGAUCAUCCGAGGAGGAGAGAACAUUUAUCCUGCUGAGACUGAACAAUUUCUGCAUACACAUCCCAAGAUCCAAGAGGCACAGGUUGUGGGUGUGAAGGAUGAAAGGAUGGGAGAAGAAGUCUGUGCUUGUCUACGUAUAAAAGAAGGAGAAGUAGUCACAGCUGAUGAGAUAAAAGCAUUCUGCAAAGGCCAGAUUGCCCAUUUUAAAAUCCCUCGAUAUGUGGUGUUUGUGAAAAGCUACCCCAUGACUGUCUCUGGGAAGAUUCAGAAGCACAUUCUGAGAAAAGAAAUGGAGAAACAUCUUGGACUCUGAACAUCAUCAAUAACACCACGAUACUCAUUUAUGAGUUGAAAGAAUCUCUCCUAGCCCAUAUAACAACUUGGAUGGCAUCUGCACAUUUCUGGUCUCAUUCCUUCCACUACCCAUUAUCCUGGCUCAUUGUAUUUCAUUUACUUUGGAUUAGUUGACUUUAUGGACUUUAUAUGCCCUGUGGAUACAGGCAUGUGGAAAACAAUAUAAAACACUUACAAUUAUCGAUGAAUUUCUACAUUUAAAUAUUCUCAUUGUUUUGUUAAUGUUAGAUACUGGAAUGCUGUGCAUAUUUCACCUGAUUUUAUAGUCUGUCAUCCCUACUUAAAGAACAGCUUGGACCUUUUCCUAUUUCAGUACUGUGACAUGACUGUUUGUAUUUCUACAUUUUCUCAUUUUUUAUGUAUGCAUUGCUUUUAAAUGGUGACAGAUCCAUGCGAUAACAGCUCCCUAUCCCACUUUUAGCUACAUUCACCCUGAUCUGUCACUCUCUUUUCAGAUCAUACCUGUUCAGUUAUAUGUUUUUUGAAAAGUGCUACUGUUAAGAACCACAAUGAGCCUUUAGAUGCAUCUGAAACCUUUGGUUGCACCCCACCACCCUGGCUGCUUUUAUUAAUAUAUAUUAUUUUGUACCAUAAUUCUCUCUUUUUAGUCUUUACCUGCAUUAUUCUAGCUGCCUUUAUCAAGAAUGGGUCAGUCAUGUCAAUGUCCUCAUACACACACACACACACAUAC
This is a messenger RNA of Protopterus annectens (West African lungfish), 2702 nucleotides long. RefSeq names its product medium-chain acyl-CoA ligase ACSF2, mitochondrial-like. The record is from RefSeq and is a predicted model, not a curated record. NCBI's taxonomy places the organism in Eukaryota, Metazoa, Chordata, Ceratodontiformes, Protopteridae. The transcript has 16 exons. Gene Ontology annotation, biological process: fatty acid metabolic process. Gene Ontology annotation, molecular function: medium-chain fatty acid-CoA ligase activity. Bases 147 to 1970 code for a protein of 607 amino acids.